Suillus paluster is the source of this 243-nucleotide messenger RNA. RefSeq lists its product as uncharacterized. The transcript has a single exon. NCBI's taxonomy places the organism in Eukaryota, Fungi, Basidiomycota, Agaricomycetes, Boletales, Suillaceae. The record is from RefSeq and is a predicted model, not a curated record. The annotation marks the transcript as partial.
AUGCUCCAAACCCCAAGCUCUUCUAAGACAGCGGCUUCAGCAUCUUCCUCCACAUACCAACAGAAGCAGCAGCAGGGCGCACGUACACAGAACCCACCAACACCUCUAGACUCGCUUUUGAGUGCGGCAAGGUCAAUGAUGGAUAAUGAGGAAGAUGAGGAAGAAACUGUCACUGGCACAAGGCGAUCGCGGUCCAGCGACAUCCCUGACAGUCCCGUACCAAAACGCAGGAAAAUAGCCCCU